Plasmodium relictum is the source of this 318-nucleotide messenger RNA. NCBI's taxonomy places the organism in Eukaryota, Apicomplexa, Aconoidasida, Haemosporida, Plasmodiidae. The record is from the annotation of a RefSeq genome assembly.
AUGAUAUUUAAUUUUUAUUCUAAAUUAAAAAAAAAUUUUUUAUUAAAAAAAUUUAAAAAUAUACAAAUAAAAAAAUAUAAAAUUAAUAAAAAUAUAUAUAUAAAAAAAUUAAAUAUUUUAUUAAAAAGUAAAAAUUCAAAUUUAUUUAUUUAUAAUAUAAUAAAUUAUAAUUAUAAAAAUAUAAAAUUAUUAUAUAUAAUAAUUAAUAAAUAUAAUCUAUUUUUAUUUAAAAUAAUACAUUUUUGGUAUACAUUAUUAUACUAUAAAAUAAAUCAUAAUUAUAUAAAUAUAAUAAAAAUAAUAUUUACAUAUUUUUAA